AUGUUGAUGCACUCCCAAGGAGCAUUCUUAUUCUUGUUCUCUAUCAUAUGUUACUUGUUCCGAUUGUACUUGAUAGUCGAUCAUACUCACUUCCUUAGGACACCUUAUCUCUUUCCUAUCAUCUGUGUUGUCAUAGAAUUUUUUUUCUCUUUGGUAACAUCAGUAGCAUUCCACAUUGGAUAUAGCGAGUUUGAGCCGAAUAGUCUUCCAUUCAACCUUUCACACGAGCAAUUGGAUUACAUGUCAAUGAGGACAGUUGUAUCUUAUAGAAUGAAGACUAUCAAAGAAAUAGUCUUUCCGGUAUAUUCGGCUUUGUUGCUUCUGCUAGCUGGAGUAUUGAUUGUAUUAACUGCAUUUGAGAUCCGUUCUUGUAUUCUCCUUCACUUAUCUGAUAGCUUACUUGUCACCUUCAAACAAGGAGUCAUCCUAUUACAAGGCCCUCGUCCACUCUCAAGCAAUCUCAUUAUUCUUCUUCUGUUUCACAUGGAGCUUCAUGCUGAACUGGUGGCUAUUUGUGUCUAUUUAUUCCGGUUAUACCUCUUAGUCGAUCAUACUCAUCUCCUCCGUAUGCCUAAUGUUUUUCCCGCUGUAUCCAUUGUGAUUGUGAUUUUGAAUGUGAUGGUAUCAACUAUCUUAUUCGUUAUCGGCUAUUCCGAAUUCGACCCGAAAACCCUAUCAUUGAAUUUGACUUGGGAACAACUGGAUUAUUUGUACUCGAAGACGGUCGUUAGCUACAGAAUACGAAGCUUCCAAGAAGCAGUCUAUCCCAUAUACCUCGGAGCUGACAUAAUUAUCUCUGCAUUGAUCAGUGUUCUUAUUAUUUAUAAUACUGUUCAUCAUAUCAAGAAGAAACAAAGUUUGAUGUCGGCCGGAGCCACCAAACACCAUCUGAGAGUGUUGAGGAUUCUGACUAUCCAGACUCUUUCUAUGCUGGGUAUUUCAUGUGUUGCUCCUUUCGCAGUUGGGUUAACAUUGUUGAUUGAUGUUCAUUCAUACAUUGUCACUUUUAGCCUUAUUGUCCUAGGAUUCAACUCUGUCGUCAAUUCACUUCUAACUCUUUUCUUCAACCCAGUUCUUAAGCGAACUAUUCUUACAUUUCCGAAAUCUAAAUCCACGGCAUUGCGCAGUUCUGUUUUCCUCGUGGAGUCUGUUUACAAAUAA
Molecule: messenger RNA, 1161 nt
Organism: Auanema sp. JU1783
Lineage: Eukaryota; Metazoa; Nematoda; Chromadorea; Rhabditida; Rhabditidae
Source: the annotation of a GenBank genome assembly